AUGUAUUACUUCCUGUGCAACCUUUCCUUUGUUGAUCUCUGCUGCUCUUCAACCAUUUCUCCAAAAAUGCUGAUUGACUUGUUAGUUGAAGGAAAAAGAAUUUCAUUCGGUGCCUCUACACAGCUCUUUCUGAUUGGUAUAUUUGCAGAUACAGGGUGUGUUUUGUUGGCCAUGAUGGCCUAUGACAGAUAUGUGGCUAUCUGCAAUCCACUCCUCUAUCCAGCUAUAAUGUAAAAGGCCUGCCAGAAAAUGAUUGCUGGUGCAUAUUGUAUAGGCCUAAUGGAUACAAUUGUAUACAUCUCAACAUUUCGACUGACAUUCUGCCGGUCAAAUGUUAUUAAUCAUUUCUUCUGUGACAUACCUCCACUCUUAAUUAUCUCCUGUUCAGAUACAUACAUCAGUGAAAUAGUUAUAAUUGUCACUGCUGGCUUUCUUGAAGCAAGUAGCAUUGGAAUGAUUCUUGUAUCCUAUGUUUACAUUUUGAUUACAAUCUUGAGAAUGCGCUCAGCUGAGAGUAGGUACAAAGCAUUUUCCACAUGCACCUCUCACCUGACAGCUGUUGGGAUAUACCACGGGACAAUACUCUUCAUAUACUUGCGGCCCAGCUCCAGCUAUUCCAUGGACCAAGACAAAUGGGUCUCGUUGUUCUACACAGUUGUGGUCUACAUGCUCAACCCUUUGAUCUACAGCCUGAGGAACAAGGAAGUGAAAGAUGCUGCAACUAAAUCAGUGAACAACUAUGGAUUUUUAAAGGGAAUAAUCCUAGAUACGUUUAAUGGACAACUUCAUUACAAGCGCCGCCAUUUUCCAAAGAGGAAGACUAUCAAUGAGAAAAAGAAUUUACUUGCUAGCAAUCAACAAAGAGAAGGUCCUGGUAACCUUAAACUCAAAAUUAUGAUUUUUACACAUCACAGGAUCAAAAACCUUUAUGGAUAG
Thamnophis elegans (Western terrestrial garter snake) is the source of this 936-nucleotide messenger RNA. RefSeq names its product olfactory receptor 1019-like. The record is from RefSeq and is a predicted model, not a curated record. Gene Ontology annotation, cellular component: membrane. Gene Ontology annotation, molecular function: odorant binding; G protein-coupled receptor activity; olfactory receptor activity. Gene Ontology annotation, biological process: sensory perception of smell; G protein-coupled receptor signaling pathway. Lineage: Eukaryota; Metazoa; Chordata; Lepidosauria; Squamata; Natricidae.